This is a messenger RNA of Vollenhovia emeryi, 1992 nucleotides long. RefSeq names its product dehydrodolichyl diphosphate syntase complex subunit DHDDS-like. Gene Ontology annotation, biological process: polyprenol biosynthetic process. Gene Ontology annotation, molecular function: ditrans,polycis-polyprenyl diphosphate synthase [(2E,6E)-farnesyl diphosphate specific] activity. The transcript is spliced from 3 exons. The coding region runs from base 188 to 649 and encodes 153 amino acids. The record is from RefSeq and is a predicted model, not a curated record. Gene Ontology annotation, cellular component: dehydrodolichyl diphosphate synthase complex; endoplasmic reticulum. Lineage: Eukaryota; Metazoa; Arthropoda; Insecta; Hymenoptera; Formicidae.
UCUCGGACAGCACUGAGUGGAUGCGCUAAGAGUUGCAUAAACGAAUACCCCAUAAUUCUUACAUAACACACGUGAUAUAUAUUAUUUGGGACGCUCUCGCUCGGAUCACUUCGUAAUAAAAGAUUGGACGGCCGUGUGCUUUCAAGUAGUAUAUUUCAGUAUUCACGCACGUAAACUUCCAAGUGCGAUGUCGUGGUUAAUGAACAACAUUCGGGACUGGUUUCUAUCCCUGGUCGUGAGGAUACUCAAGACCGGCCCGAUACCUGGACACGUGGCGUUAGUCUUGGACGGAAACAGGCGUUACGCGCAAAAGUAUAAUAUGUUAACAGGAGAGGGACACUUGAAAGGGAAUGAAAAACUGACCGAUACGAUAAGUUGGUGCAUAGCUCUCGGUGUUACGGAGAUGACGGUCUUUGCUUUUAGCAUAGAGAACUUUAGACGCAGCAAGGAAGAAAUCGACGGACUCAUGAAUCUUGCCAGGCAGACGUUCAAAGAAAUGUUAUUGUUAGAGCAAAGAUUAAUCGCCGCAGACAGAUCGCCAAAGGCCCGAGUGAAAUCGAGACCACCACACACUUUGCCCCUUACCGACAGCUUUACUCCUAGUACGAAUCAGAACAUAAAUAUACAGGGUGGAUAUAACCGGAAUUAAGUUGGCGCUGGAAGUUCAUAUUUUCGUAUAAAACCUAGCUCAAACGAUUGCUCCCGAAUUGCUCCAUUAGAAUCCACAAUUGCUCCACUUUUAAAAUCAAUAGUUUUCAAAAUAUUAAUAAAAAACGUAAAAUUUUUAAUUUUCAAUAAAAAACAUAUUUCUAAUAGCUUUGUGCAAUUCUAACCAGCAUCAAAUGAUUGCUCCUUCAUUGCUCCAUUAGAAUCCACAAUUGCCCCCCUUUUAAAAUAAAUAGUUUCUGAAAUAUUAACAAAAAACUUAAAAUUUUUAAUUUUCAAUAAAAAACUUUUCUAAUAGCUUUGUGCAAUUCUAUCUAGCAUACAACGAUUGCUCUUUAAUUGCUCCUUAUUGCUCCAUCAUUAUUUUAAUUAUUUAUUGCAUAUUUAUAGAAAAAUUAAUAAAUUAAUCAUUUCGCUACUGACGACGCCGCCACCUAUCGGCCGCCUAUCGUAAUUACAUGGCUCUGCAGCAUAAACGGCGGAAAUAUUCAAACGAAACGUAACAGUUCUUUCGUUUACAACUAAUCUCAAAGAGUCUAAUCGACAUUUCCCAUUGAUUUUUGCCUAGAACAAUUGUUCCUCGGUUGCUCCAUAGAAAUGAUCAAUAGCUCCAUGCGUAUAAUUGAUAUUUUUGCAAAAAACCAUUCAUUUCAUUACAAAAACAUAUUUCCCAUAGUCUUCUGCAAGUUUAUUCUACAUAGGACGAUUACUCCUUCAUUGCUUCGCAUUGCUCCAUCGCUAUUUCCACGAUUUUGUGCAUUUUUAUUACAAAUAUUAACAAAUUAAUCAUUUCGCUAGUGACGACCUAGCCAUGUAAUUACGAUAGACGGCCGAUAGUUGGGGCGUUGUCACUUGCGAAAUGAUUACUUUGUUAAUAUUUGUAAUAAAAAUGCACAAAAUCGUGGAAAUAACGAUGGAGCAAUGUGAAGCAAUAAAGGAGCAAUCGUUCUAUGUACAAUAAACUGGCAGAAGACUAUGGGAAAUAUGUUUUUGCAUUGAAAUGAAUGGUUUUUUGCAAGAAUAUCAAUUAUACGCAUGGAGCUAUUGAUCAUUUCUAUGGAGCAACCGAGGAACAAUUGUUCUAGGCAAAAAUCAAUGGGAAAUGUCGAUUAGACUCUUUGAGAUUAGUUGUAAACGAAAGAACUGUUACGUUUCGUUUGAAUAUUUCCGCCGUUUAUGCUGCAGAACCAUGUAAUUACGAUAGGCGGCAGAUAGGUGGCGGCGUCGUCACUUGCAAAAUGAUUAAUUUAUUAAUUUUUUUAUAAAUAUGCAAUAAAUAAUUAAAAUAAUGAUGGAGCAAUAAGGAGCAAUUAAAGAGCAAUCGUU